UUGCGACGAAAACAAAGCAUGAUAUUGUGCGACAAUUUUCUCCGAUCCUUCACAUUUCUUUCGUUAUUCUUCUCCCUCUGCGUCCCUCACUCUCUUCCUCGUAAAAAGUGAUCCGCGAGCAGCGUUUUUUCGUUCGGUAAAAAUGCCCCUCCGCGUUCUAUCGAUCAUUUAUAAAUAAUCGCCGGAAAUGUCGCGGGCGAUUGCAAGGGGUGGCGUGGAACCGACCGGCAAAACGAUGCGCACGCAAUCCGUUGUGACCGUCGUACAGGAAAUCGAUCGAAAGCAGAAUACGGAAGUAGCAAGCCUUGGCGAGUUUCCACCUGAAUACUUAAUCAAACAUCCAUUGCAAAACACCUGGACUCUGUGGUAUUACGAGCCUGAUAGGACUAAAACAUGGGAAGAAAGCCAGCGGGAAAUAACAAGCUUUGAUACAGCUGAGGAUUUCUGGAGCUUGUACAACCAUAUAAAGACAGCCUCUGAGUUAAGACAAGGUUGUGACUAUAGCAUGUUUAAGCAAGGAAUUCGGCCUAUGUGGGAGGAUGAUCAGAACAAAUGUGGUGGACGAUGGCUAAUAAAUCUAGACAAAAAGCAAAGAACUACGGAUCUAGAUAAUUUUUGGUUAGAAAUUCUACUGUGUAUGAUUGGGGAAGCCUUCAAUGAAUAUUCUGAUGAUGUUUGCGGAGCCGUAGUAAAUGUCAGGCCAAAAGGAGACAAACUUGGUGUCUGGACAUCGAAUGCAGAUUGUGCAGAUAGUGUUAUGGAAAUUGGCCGGAAACUCAAGGAAAGAUUAAGGAUUACAUCUAAAACUACUAUGGGAUAUCAAGUACAUAAAGAUACUAUGGUGAAAGCUGGGAGUCAAACAAAAAAUACUUAUACACUUUAAAUAUCACUAAAAAUUCAUGAUAUCACCCUUAAGUUGUUCAUUUAAAUGUGUUAAUAUGAAAAAUCAUCAGAUAAUAAAAUUGUG
Trachymyrmex cornetzi is the source of this 967-nucleotide messenger RNA. It is a transcript of the gene eIF4E4, whose product is annotated as eukaryotic translation initiation factor 4E4. Gene Ontology annotation, molecular function: translation initiation factor activity; RNA 7-methylguanosine cap binding. Gene Ontology annotation, biological process: translational initiation. Lineage: Eukaryota; Metazoa; Arthropoda; Insecta; Hymenoptera; Formicidae. The record is from RefSeq and is a predicted model, not a curated record. The transcript is spliced from 4 exons. Bases 188 to 883 code for a protein of 231 amino acids. Gene Ontology annotation, cellular component: eukaryotic translation initiation factor 4F complex; cytoplasm.